AUGGCCGAUAGGGUGGAUACUGAGCAAUCUGAAAGUCGUGUGCAUCACCACUACGUUGGAGAUGGAGAAGCAGAAGCAGAAGUUGUUUCUCGAGACAUCACACAAGUCACUGUUGAUUCUUCGACGCAGAAAAUCCAAAAUGAAUCAUUCUUUCAGUGUCACCACCUUUACAAGGUUGAUUUCUCACGUGCAACAAGCCUAGACACUAUUGGCCAGUGGGCCUUUUACGAAUGCCGCUCUCUGUGUGAAAUGAUCCUACCUCUUUCACUGGUCUACAUUGGAAGUUAUGCUUAUUACGAAUGCUCCAACUUAGUCGACUUGGAGUUACCCUAUGGUCUGGAAGUGAUUUCAGCAGCAGCAUUCUCUUGCUGCCGGUCUUUGGUUAACAUCACGAUUCCUUCCACAGUGCGACAGCUUCGAGUUGGAACUUUUUCUCACUGCGAGGGCUUGGAAUCUGUUGAAUUGCCCUCCAAACUAGAGUCGAUUGCCAGCGAGGCCUUUGGUGCUUGUUCCUCGCUGAAGAACAUUGCCAUACCUAUGGAUACUAAAGUUGCGUCCAAUGCGUUUCGAGCUUGUAACUCGCUUUUGAAAGCCUGUCACAUUGGAAAGGAAGAAAACCUAAACGAUAAUUCAACGCAACAAAACAACGAGAUCAUCGUUUGUGUCCUAAAGGAGCGGCUCUUGCACCACCCUUUACACAAAAUAUGUUAUUAUCAAUCCAAUACAAGCGGAUCCCAACCAAUCACUCUAGCAUCAGAAUCACUGAUGCAAUUUGCCAUGGACCGUGAUCCCCUUGGCAUGAUGCCAUUGCACAUUCUUUCGAUUGCAGCAAAACCAAACUGGAAAUACAUCCACACUGCAUUGCAACUGGAAGGAGGAGCUGAUGCGUGUUUGCAUGCAAGAGAUAGUUGGGGUCACACUCCGUUUGAUUAUCUUGCCAGAAAUAGAAAUGUUGAUUCAGCAUCUUGGAAAGAAACAUUGGCAAUUCUGUUUUGGAAACGGGUUUUGCAAUUGGGCCUUAAAACAUGGCGGGUAGCAAUGGUACAAAAAAUUGGAAAAGUCGAUGGAUCGUUGGCCAAAGAACGUGGUCAAUCGUUUCGUGAGAUCGAUAGUAAACUGAAAAACUACGAGGCCAGAGAUAGAUCGUCGAUUUUGGAACUUUGUCUCUGGAAGCAUGAAUUGAAUUCGACAAUAUCCGAAGUUGAAAGCAGCAGCAUUGAAGCAUCUCGAGUCAUAUGUCGAUUGACAUGCUGUGCAGAAGUUGUGGUUCCGAAUGUCUUGGUAUUCUUGUGA
Messenger RNA from Cylindrotheca closterium, 1293 nucleotides. NCBI's taxonomy places the organism in Eukaryota, Bacillariophyta, Bacillariophyceae, Bacillariales, Bacillariaceae. The record is from the annotation of a GenBank genome assembly.